This is a messenger RNA of Apiotrichum porosum, 2259 nucleotides long. RefSeq lists its product as uncharacterized. NCBI's taxonomy places the organism in Eukaryota, Fungi, Basidiomycota, Tremellomycetes, Trichosporonales, Trichosporonaceae. Gene Ontology annotation, molecular function: phosphatidylinositol-4,5-bisphosphate binding. The record is from RefSeq and is a predicted model, not a curated record. The transcript has 7 exons. Gene Ontology annotation, biological process: exocytosis. Bases 1 to 2259 code for a protein of 752 amino acids. Gene Ontology annotation, cellular component: exocyst.
AUGGCAGUGACCGCCCACGAUAGCGGACUCGCGGGCGGGUCGUUGGCUGUUGACGAAGAGACCGACCUCGCUCUGCUGGACCAACAUCUGCUCAAGACCAACACUCUGAGCAAGCGUAUGACAACCAUUCUAUCACAGCUUGACACACGGCUUUCUCGCCUCGACAAGUCGAUCGCGCCGUUGGGUAUCCGCGAGCUCACGCGACAAGCCGCCAACAUUGACCUGGCCAUUGCGCAAAUGACCGGAGCACCGGUGCCCAGCUCUGCAGCCAAGCGCAAGGACUCGUACCCCACCACGUCGAGUGCGAACGGACACGGCUCCUAUACGGAAAGCAGCAGCUCGAUUCCUCGCAGCGGUUCCGCAGGCCAGCUUCCGCCCUCGCAAGUGUUCAGCAAGCCAGCGAGUAAAGUGGUGGAAGAGAAGAAGAAGAAGAAGACGGAAUCACCCCUGUCGUCUUCGCCUUCGGUCAUGGACCGCAAGCGUGCCGUGCCACGUACCGACGUUCUUCCCCGCUGGCAGGAGACGUCGCCACAGCUCGCAGCGCCCAGCCUGCCUACCCAACGAGCUCCGAGCCCCAUGAGCCCGGUCGUCACCCCUCAGUCCCUGUCGCCCCAGAUCCCAUGGAGUCCACAGGGAGAUGGCGGAGAGCGUGUAAUUCUGUCCCGCGGACCGGAUAUCAUGGCUCUGGGAGAGUACUUUGGCGCAUUGGAGGUCGUUAUUGCCGACCUCGAGCACAUGAACCAGGGGCUCAUGGAGGGACGGGGAGGCACGAGGGAGCAGGGCGUUGCCGAACUGUCAUCCAUUGUUGAGGACGCGUUUGGCCAGUGUGUCCAGAUGCUGCUCCAAGUGACGCGCGACACAAUGCCACGACCCUUUGACCCCAACACAUUUGCGGGCUCCGACGUGCCUUCCCCAGCUACAUACUAUCCGCCGCUGAGCAGUGUGCGCGCUCUCACCGCCCGUCUAGCGGCCGCUGUUUACCCCGACCAACCUACUCCCAAGACGACACAGGUCCUGCAGCCCAUUUUGAACGAUUGCAUCGCCGACCUUGCGGCCGCGCGUGGUGACUGGAUUCGCCGGUCUCUCACGGCCGUGUCGGCACAUGUCGACGAGGCCGGAACUGGCAACUAUGAAGGCCGUGGUAGCGAAAAGGUCCGACUGGUCAUGAAGCUGUGGGACUCGUACCUCGUCGCUGCCGAGGCCGAAGCCGCCCUUGCGGCCGUCACCUUCCCCGGAUCUGUAGGCCACCAGCUGGUUGUCGAAACGCUGCCAUAUGGUUUAACAGUGCUCAACCAAACGAUGACCCAGGUUAUCGCGGGUAUCAAAAAGUCCCUCACGACCCAGACCAUGUGUCUCCUGGAUCUCUACGCGGCCCUCAGCACUUUCCAGCCAAAGUACGAGACGGUUAUGGCAAACCUGCUCGGCCAGGACGGCGCCGACGUGCAAAACGCACUCAACCCCACUCUCAGCACUAUGCGCGCGCUUGCGUUACGUUCAUUCCCCGAACGCCUUGUCGAUAUUCGUGCCCCAGCGCGUAACGCCACCCAGAACGUGUCCAUCUCGGACACGACGCAUUCGACCCUCGCAGACCUCGAGGCACUGCCUUCCUACGGCAACCUCGUCGAGACGCUGUUGCGGAGUAGCGGUCACAUUGAGCGCUCGUGGCUCAUGGGCGCGAGCACACCGCCAUCCACGGCCCGCUCUGCAGCCGAGGAAGGUGGCCUCGUCAACCUGUACGCAGCAGACGUGUUGGGUACGCUCUUGAUUCACCUUGAUACGAGCGCAAAGAUGAUGCGCCGCCCACUGUCGUCCACCUUCCUUCUCAACAACUUGUCCCAUAUCCGCAACACCACCUCGUCGUUCAAUGCCGACAUCAUCGGUCCAGGCGCGGAGGACAUGUUGAACCGGCACUUCCGUGAAGCCAAGCAGGGCUAUCUCGGCGAAUGGACCGGCCUCACCGCACUGCUCCAGCACACUGUGCAGUCGCGCUUCAACGUCGGCUCGUCGCAUGACAAGCAGAGCACAAAGGAGGCUGCUGCGGCCUUCUUUGAGCGUCUUUCCGAGCUCGAGCAGACGUGCAGACAAUACCCGCUGUCCCGGGCCGACCCGCAUCUCCGCGACCGCGUUGGCAACGAGACGGAGGAGCUUGUGCGCACAGCCUAUUCCCAGUUCUGGAACAAGGCGCACGGCAAGUAUGACAAGUACCUCAAGGGCAGCCCCGACGAGGUGGGCCGUCGCGUCCACGCCGUGUUCCGUUAA